Perkinsus marinus ATCC 50983 is the source of this 714-nucleotide messenger RNA. RefSeq names its product cathepsin B, putative. Gene Ontology annotation, molecular function: cysteine-type endopeptidase activity. Lineage: Eukaryota; Perkinsozoa; Perkinsida; Perkinsidae. The annotation marks the transcript as partial. The transcript has 7 exons. The record is from RefSeq and is a predicted model, not a curated record. Gene Ontology annotation, cellular component: lysosome.
AUGCAAAGUCUCGUAGACGAGGUCAACUCUAAACAGAAUCUAUGGACGGCGUCCACUGAACAAGGGAGAUUCUACGGUAGUUCCCUCGGUGAUGCUAAGAAGCUUUGCGGGACAUUCCUUAACGGGACUGAAGAGCUCGAGGAGAAGGUCUAUCCACCGGAGGAGCUUGUUGACAUUCCAGACAGCUUCGAUGCCCGCGAUGCGUUCAAGGAGUGUAAGGACGUCAUUGGUCACGUGAGGGAUCAGUCGGCUUGUGGAAGCUGCUGGGCGUUCGGGACAGUUGAGGCAUUCAAUGCCCGAGUCUGCAUCAAAUCGGGCGGGAAGCUCAACCAACUCCUAUCCGCCGCGGAUAUGCUCGCUUGCUGCAAUAUCGAGCACUUUUGCUUAUCUUUCGGUUGUAGUGGCGGCAAUCCUAUCACAUCGUGGACUUUUCUUCACACAAAUGGUAUCGUCUCAGGUAAGCUGUCUAAAAAUAUGAAAGCAGCCGAUGGCUGUUGGCCGUACAACUUCCCAAAAUGUGCUCAUCACCAAAAAGAAUCCGACUACAAACCUUGUGCGAAAGAACUAUACGACACACCUUCGUGCUCAAGCAGCUGCCCCAAUGCGAAGUAUGGGACUGCUUUCGACAAGGAUCGUCACUACACUGAAAGUCUCCUCCCGAGUCGGUUCGGGAGCACAAGCAGCAUCAAGAAGGAGAUCAUGACCAAUGGGCCA